CCAGUUUCCCCUUCUGAGGUUCUCCAACGUCGCGGUUCUCAGAUGGCCGGUACCUCCGCUGGGUCUUCUGUAGCGGCCGCAGCAACCUUGGCUGAGGAAGAAACGGACGAACUCCGGGAUGUCGUUAUGCGAGAUCGCAUGCUUCUUAGAGCUCUGUACACGCGCAGCGAGGACUUGCCCCGACUAUUUGACGAGGAGGCGGCAAGACGUCAUGCAGAAGCCAUGGGAGAAGACUGGGCUGAGAGGUUGGUUGUAUGGCGAGGACGGGCAAAGAGGCGGAUCGAGAUUUAUGAAGACUAUAAUUUCCCCGGUGUUGCCAAGCUUAGAGGCCACAAGCGCUUAGCUUUUGUCAUUCCACUCAACUCUUCAUCCACCAACCUGUCGCUUUAUUCCGCGACGGACUUCACCUUCUGCCUCACCUGUGCGCCCACCCCUGCAGAAUCCAUGACAUCUCGGGCAAUGUUCCACUUCGCCAGCACAGGAACCAACAUCUUCAUUCUCAAGCACAAGUCUCGCACACGAUCAAUCGAUUGGAUGUGGAAGCUCUGGCGGCAUAUGGGUGGGGAGAUCCCUAAGCAUGUUGAUGUGAAGGUUCCGGGAGUGGACACCCGCGUGCGAAUUUUUGUGCCCCCACUGGAUCCCCUCAGCCUCACUCGCAAAGAGAUACUGGAGACAUGCCUCGAGAGUCUGCUCACCGUGCACGACUAUAAGGCGCUCAUGCAGCGCGCUCUCAAGGAAGGGGGCAAAGCGGAGCUUUGCUGGCGUAAUGAACUCAACCUCGACUGGGUCUGGCUCAGCGCGGACGUGAACGGUCGCCUACGUCCAUGGGAGGUGCUCAAUGGGAUGGUUCUUCGGCAGGUCAGGAAGACGACACAUCUUGAGCUCAGGCUUGCGGAGCACUAUCCGACGAAGGUUGUACUGGCAAACGGUGCGACGCUCACUGAACCGCCUGCAAUAGAGGGUUACCUGCAUCGGUACACCGUGUUGACCUCGCGCAUCAAUCGCAAGCGCGUGUAUGUGGCGACGCAGGAUGGGAACCUCAUGUUUAUGCCUCAGCAUCGUGUGCGACCCCCGGCACCACCGAGUCUUCCACCAGACGGUCAAACGGACAAGCAGCGCAAGUCUGCAUGGGCGAAAUUUAGAGCGGAAGACACCGCUCGUCAGGGAGAAAACAUUCUCGUCACUGAUGAAUAUAUCGAUCUCCGGGAUAUCCACAUCAUCCGUUGGGCCGAGACCACGCUCUCCAAGACAGAAGAUACCAAACAUCAUCUAUGCGUGAAGCGCUCGUUCGAGGUUGUGAUGCGCUCAGGGCAAGUGUUUCGACUGGAAGCACACACACGCAAGAAUGCUAGCGAAUGGAUGAACCAUCUCAAGGCGCUCGCAUGUUAUUGGACUAGACAACAUCAUGUGUGGGCUAGGUUCGAGAUGGACGUGACAUACGGCGUGGAGGAGCGACGUGAUGGCGUGCUGCGUCCCCCUACCGCCGUUGGUUGGUAUCCUCGCCCGAAGGAGCCCGUUGAUCCAGAUGCAGGGUCAACUCUGUUGCCGUGGUAUUGGCAUUGGUGUGUAAUUGAUGGUUGCCGCGCGAUCAUCAAAGCUGGUCGACUGUUUCAAAAGACUGGGUAUCGAAAGGAGUUCAAACAUGUGUAUCACAUUCUUGUGCGAGGCCACUUGAUGCAGUUUCAACUGACCCGCUCGAUCACCUCUGCCUACCGAAUGAUCUCCUCUAUCCCACUCGCCGACGCUUACGUCUACUCGGGUCAAUCCGUAGUCGCCACCAUGCCCCCAAGCAGGGACGAACAACAGGGCCACUUCAUCACGCGAUAUUAUCAGGACGGCUUCGAAGCCCGGGACAGCGACGAGGACACAACGUUCAUCCUCUGGUAUCGAGAUACGAACGUGGACAGCCGGCCAGUAGCCAAACCUCCCGAGGAGGCAAUCGCUGCCGCGCAUGUAGAGUAUGGGGCUGACCCAUUACCGGGCCAUAUCCCGGCGCUGAAGGAUAAGAACCGGAUACUGAUUUGCAGGGCGAGGAGCAAGCUUGAGCGGGAUGCAUGGUGCUGGGCGCUCAAUGUGGAAAUUGAGCGGGUGGUGAGAGGGAGUGUAGCACGGGAAAGUGCGGUCAGAGAACAUGGGGAGAUUAUUCGAUCGUGAUGUAUGGCGACCAGAGUGCACUCAUAUGACUCGCAUGGAU
Dacryopinax primogenitus is the source of this 2194-nucleotide messenger RNA. RefSeq lists its product as uncharacterized. The record is from RefSeq and is a predicted model, not a curated record. Gene Ontology annotation, biological process: protein localization to prospore membrane; ascospore-type prospore membrane formation. Bases 43 to 2154 code for a protein of 703 amino acids. The transcript has 4 exons. Lineage: Eukaryota; Fungi; Basidiomycota; Dacrymycetes; Dacrymycetales; Dacrymycetaceae. Gene Ontology annotation, cellular component: prospore membrane.